AGCCACCUAGAGCCACUGCGCCGUGCUGAUUGCUGCUGCGCGUGCGCAGACGGUCCGGGGCCUGAGUCUUCAUGCUUGCCGCCUCUGCUGCUUCCUUCCUUGGAUUUGAGUCUCGCGCUUUCUUCUAUUGCUCGCCCGCGGACUCGCGCCCCUCUCGCGCCCCGGGCCACCAAGCCCGGGGAAGAGGUUGGAAAGGGCUGUUGAUCGCCGCCUUUCAAUUGUGCGUGGGGCGGCCAUGUCGGCCGGUGAGGUCGAGCGCCUAGUGUCGGAGCUGAGCGGCGGGACCGGAGGGGAUGAGGAGGAAGAGUGGCUGUAUGGCGUAAUUACAGGGUGAUCUAACUUUGGAUAUGCUUAUAGGCCCAUGGGACGUGCAUGUGCACAGUGAUUUGGCAAAGGACAUAGAUGAAAAUGAAGUUGAAAGGCCAGAAGAAGAAAACGCCAGUGCUAAUCCUCCAUCUGGAAUUGAAGAUGAAACUGCCGAAAAUGGCGUACCAAAACCGAAAGUGACUGAGACUGAAGACGAUAGUGAUAGUGACAGUGAUGAUGAUGAGGAUGAUGUCCAUGUCACUAUAGGAGACAUUAAAACAGGAGCACCACAGUAUGGGAGUUAUGGUACAGCACCUGUAAAUCUUAACAUCAAGACAGGGGGAAGAGUUUAUGGAAGCACAGGAACAAAAGUCAAAGGUGUAGACCUUGAUGCUCCUGGAAGCAUUAAUGGAGUUCCACUCUUGGAGGUAGAUUUGGAUUCUUUUGAAGAUAAACCAUGGCGUAAACCUGGUGCUGAUCUUUCUGAUUAUUUUAAUUACGGGUUUAAUGAAGAUACAUGGAAAGCUUACUGUGAAAAACAAAAGAGAAUACGAAUGGGACUUGAAGUUAUACCAGUUACUUCUACUACAAAUAAAAUUACGGCCGAAGACUGUACUAUGGAAGUUACACCAGGUGCAGAGAUGCAAGAUGGCAGAUUCAAUCUUUUUAAGGUACAACAGGGGAGAACUGGAAAUUCAGAGAAAGAAGCAGCACUUCCUUCUACAAAAGCUGAGUUUACUUCUCCUCCAUCUUUAUUCAAGACUGGACUUCCACCAAGCAGAAACAGCACAUCUUCUCAGUCUCAGACAAGUACUGCCUCCAGAAAAGCCAAUUCAAGCGUUGGGAAGUGGCAGGAUCGAUAUGGGAGGGCCGAAUCACCUGAUCUAAGGAGGUUACCUGGAGCGAUUGAUGUUAUUGGACAAACUAUAACUAUUAGCCGAGUAGAAGGAAGGCGACGGGCCAAUGAGAACAGCAACAUACAGGUACUUUCUGAAAGAUCUGCUACUGAAGUAGACAACAAUUUUAGCAAACCACCUCCGUUUUUUCCUCCAGGAGCUCCUCCCACUCACCUCCCACCUCCUCCGUUUCUACCACCACCUCCAACUGUCAGUACUGCUCCACCUCUGAUUCCACCACCAGGUAUCCCAAUAACUGUACCACCUCCAGGUUUUCCUCCUCCACCAGGUGCUCCACCGCCAUCUCUUAUACCAACAAUAGAAAGUGGACAUUCCUCUGGUUAUGAUAGUCGCUCUGCACGUGCAUUUCCGUAUGGCAAUGUUGCCUUUCCUCAUCUUACUGGUUCUGCUCCUUCAUGGCCAAGUCUUGUGGACACUACCAAGCAAUGGGACUACUAUGCAAGAAGAGAGAAAGACCGAGAUAGAGACAGAGACAGAGACAGAGAGCGAGAUCGGGAUCGGGACCGAGAAAGAGAACGCACCAGAGAAAGAGAGCGGGAGCGUGAUCACAGUCCUACCCCAAGUGUCUUCAACAGUGAUGAAGAGCGAUACAGAUACAGGGAAUAUGCAGAAAGAGGCUAUGAGCGUCACAGAGCAAGUCGAGAAAAGGAGGAGCGACAUAGAGAAAGACGGCACAGGGAGAAGGAAGAAACCAGACAUAAGUCAUCUCGCAGUAAUAGUAGACGUCGCCAUGAAAGUGAAGAAGGAGACAGUCACAGAAGGCACAAGCAUAAAAAAUCUAAAAGAAGCAAAGAAGGAAAAGAAGCUGGCAGUGAGCCCGCCCCUGAACAGGAAAACACUGAAGCUACACCUGCGGAAUAGGCAGUUUGCCUGCUGUGUAUAUUAGGACCAGAAAUAGAUACUAUAAAUCUCAUUAUUUUUCUGGAUAAUGUUUAAGAAAUUUACCUUUAAUCUUGUUCUAUCAGUAUGAAUAGUUAACUUUUUUUCCAAAAUAAAUUGAAUUUUUCAUGUUAAGUUAAAAUCUUUGUUUUGUAAUAUUUAAAAAAUAAAAAGACAGCAUUGACUACAUCCAAGAAAGUAACAUGAAUGUAUCACUUCGCAGGGGACUAGGAGAGCUGUAUUAAGCUGUGUACAUACACCGUGUCUGAUGCAGGUCAAGGACUGCUUGGCCAGGUUAUUUUUGUUAAACACCAGUUUCAGAAAAAGCUAUAUUGCAAAAGGCAUCACAAGCGCCCUCUCAAGCUGUGAGAUUAAACUAGUCUUUCUUAUUACUGCUAUGGCAUUCUUCUUUUUGAUACUAUAAUAUUUGAUAGCAGAUUUUCAGUGUGCUAAAUUUGGGUCCAUGGUGAAACUAAAUGGGGAACUUUUAUAUCAAAACAGUAGAAUCUAUAAGGUAUUUGGGUGGCCUCUGAAGUGCCCUAUAUGUAAUUGCAGACAGACAUCAUUCUGACACAAACUUGAACUGCCUCAUGGCCAUAUAUAGCUGGGCCAGGGUCAAGCUCAUUUGACCUUUCUUGAUGUGUUUUCCAAGGCUCACUGAUGUGGAGUUUUUAUAUAGUUACUGACUAUAUUGUGAAUAAAAAUAAAUUUUGUGACAAGAGCUUUGGGUUAGUCAUUCUUACAGAAACUGAGAAAAUACAAGGUUAUAACUAUUUUUAGGAAUAACCCUUGGAGUCAUUAUAUGUCAGUGAUGGUAACAGAUAACAUGGUGUUUGAAAGAAUGAAUUACUAGGAUCUUCAAUUGGUGGUGAGAACUAAACAGUUAAAAUCACAUUCAAAAAAGACAUAAUUUUUGAAAAAUAUUUAUUUCUCAGUUGAUGAACAUUUCUCAGCAUUAUCUCCAUACUUUACAUUUAAAAUUCUUAUUGUGGAUUCUUGCAGAACUCACUAAAAUUUAAAUUGAUGAUUUGAUUGGGGCAUAGAAAUCAGUUUUACUUAUUCAGUGGCUUUUUAUUAAAUACAAAAAUUUAAACUUAAAAGUUAUGGAGUAAUGAGAAAUCUUCCAUACUGAAUAAAAACCAUUAAUAGUUUUUAUUUUUUGAGAACAGUCUGAGGUAAAACUGGUCUUCAUCAGGUCAUACUUUUCUUGACAUUUUUAAAUAAGCUUUAUAAAAAUUGACAAUAUAAUUGUUUCACUGUAGCUGAUUUGUGAUUAUUCUUUUUUUCUGAGACCAAUCGGUGACUUUAUAAAAAAGUGCCAGGCCAAGAAACUAUAGUGAGAGUAAUUCUUCCUUUAAUUUCUUUGAGCAUCCUUGUCAAGAAAGCAUGCAUCAUGCCUGAUGUACUUCUCCCAUUCACAGCAAGAAGAAUGUCACCACAUCUUAAAAAAAAAAGUCAAGAUAUGUGAUUAGUAUCUUCAUUUUAAAUUCACUACAAUGCUAAAAGUGUUGGGAGUUGCAAUACAGGGCCAAGAGGAUGUGUAAUUCUGUAUUUCUUAGAAGACAAAAUGAUACACAGUUUUAAUUUCUACACCCCCGACCCUGAAAGUAAAUCUAUGCCUUAUUUCAAGUGGGGCCAAGCUUUAGGAAUAUAGGUUUUGUGUUAGGUAAUCCUUAUCAUUACCUGAUUCUUCCAUCUUUGUAUGCUGGUGUUCCUUCAACAAUGGAUUUGAUAAAAAAAGGUUUGUUCCCAUUGUUUUCUUCAUAACCUCCUACAAUGCGGAAGCCCAGAGUUCCAGCUAUGUUUCUUCGUAACACAACAUCUUUACGGUUAUAUAAGUACCUGAAAUAAAAGAAUCCGUAUAUAUGCACAGUUACCUAUUAGUUCAUUAUUGUGACUUCAUCUCCCAUUCCGUUUAUUGGUUACUUUCUUGAAGCCAAGUAGCAUCGAACAGGUCCCAUUUAAAACUGUAUCAUAGCCUAGUAACUUUUAUGCUGUUAGCCAGCUUGUAAUUAGUCCUCAUCGCUGAGCACUCUUAAAAGUGACAUUACCAGGGCUGGGGAUUUAGUUCAGUGGCAUAAGCGCCUGCCUUGCAAGUGUGUGGUCGUGAGUUUGAUCCCUGGUACCGAUUUAAAAAAAAAAAAAAAAGUGACAUUACCUGUUACGUUUGGUCUGUAUGUUUAUUAAGAAAAUAAUCAUCAAAAUGACUUCAAAAUGACCUAAUCUUUGAGGAUUUAUAUUAACAAUAAAGUUAGGUAUGCCUCAAUGCUUAUUGAUAAACCAAAUUGUUCUUAUAGAUACCAUAUUUUUAUUUGGGGAUAUAAUUUUAAUACACGUAAAAACCCUUUGACUAGGUGAUUAAUCUCAGUAAAGAAAAGUUAAGCCUAAGCUAAUUAAUGAAGUAGGAGUUUUGAUCUGUGAAAGUAUUAGUUUAUACUAACAUAAGCUGAGACAAGGUGCAGUCAGAGUAAAUGAGAGCUGAGGGACAUUUGUCAGAAGAACACGUGGGAGGAAAAACAAUAGCAUAAACUGAAUUGGGGUUUACAAAAGGAGAGAAGGAAAAAUGAUAGCUCUUCUGUAAAUAAGUAGAAUCCUCAACUAAAAUAGAAAAAAAUUCAAGAAGUUCCUUUACUAUUCAGUAGCCUUGGGAUCAGUGUUCACAUAUGUACAGGCUAAGUGCACACUGUUGCAGCUGUUAAAAAGAUGGGAGCUGGAUUUCUCUCUAAGAUCCCCUUGUCUACUGUAUAUUUAUCUAUCUGUAGUCCAGGAACUGGUCUGAUAAAAUCCCAUUUUCACAUUGGUGAAAAUCAACAUAGGAUAUUCUGUUCAUAAACUGUACCUUAAUAUUAACUUUUUUGACAACCAAUAAAAUGUCUUGUGAAAUGUUAACUGAUAAAGUUUACUACAUUUGCUACUGAUGUUCAUCAAUGAAACAUGACUUUGCAAAAUGUUGCUCUCAUUCGAAGUAAAACUAAGCUGUGGUUUUAUUUCACUGAAAUAGCAAAAGAUGUGAAUAAAUUUCAUCAAGUGAAAAUGCUGUAUUUUUUCAUUGUAAAAUGUUUGCCUGCUAUACCUCACAAUAAACCUUGAUUUCAGUAGUCAAGUGGACACUAUGGUCUCUUGGAUAUCACAUUGUACGUAACAGUAGCCAACUGAGUGUUGACCAAACAUCAAAGCAUUAAAUCUCUACCUUGGAA
Molecule: messenger RNA, 5299 nt
Organism: Cavia porcellus (domestic guinea pig)
Lineage: Eukaryota; Metazoa; Chordata; Mammalia; Rodentia; Caviidae
Gene: Fip1l1
Product: factor interacting with PAPOLA and CPSF1
Exons: 19
Coding region: 348-2084 (578 amino acids)
Cellular component (GO): mRNA cleavage and polyadenylation specificity factor complex
Source: RefSeq, a predicted model, not a curated record